Messenger RNA from Drosophila willistoni, 999 nucleotides. Its product is annotated as RNA-binding protein pno1. The coding region runs from base 121 to 843 and encodes 240 amino acids. Lineage: Eukaryota; Metazoa; Arthropoda; Insecta; Diptera; Drosophilidae. The record is from RefSeq and is a predicted model, not a curated record. The transcript has a single exon. Gene Ontology annotation, molecular function: RNA binding. Gene Ontology annotation, cellular component: nucleolus.
AUUUGUAGUUGGCAGCCCUAAAAACAAUUCAGCACGUGGGGUUUAAAAGUGAGACUCAGUACGCAAUUUCACAAAAAGUAGUCUACAAAACAAAACAAAUAAACACAAUAACCGCUAAUAAUGGAAACCGACAACAUCAAACCAGAUGCCUUUGUUCCCGAGGUCAAGAAAGCAGUUAAACGCAGUGCGAACCGGGACAAUGAAAUGCAAGUAGACGGCGACGACAACGGAGCUGCAGCUGAGCUUCUGGUGCCUACCAGUUCUGGAAACUCUGGUCCAAAUCGAGCCAAGCGCAUACGUAGCGAGAUCCGAAAGGUCUCAGUCCCACCACACAGAUACUCGUCACUAAAGGAACAUUGGAUGAAGAUCUUCACACCUGUUGUGGAACACAUGAAGCUACAGAUUCGUUUUAACAUGAAGGCCCGCCAGGUGGAGUUGCGGAUUGGCCCCGAGACACCGGAUAUUUCAAAUCUGCAGAAGGGCGCCGACUUUGUCAAAGCCUUUUUAUGCGGUUUUGAAGUAGACGACGCAUUAGCUCUGCUGCGUCUCGAGGACCUAUUCAUUGAGACUUUUGAAAUUAAGGAUGUGAAGACAUUACGUGGUGACCAUCAGUCUCGUGCUAUUGGUCGUCUGGCAGGCAAGGGGGGUCGCACAAAAUUCACUAUUGAGAACGUGACCAAAACCCGCAUAGUUCUGGCCGACACCAAGAUUCACAUACUGGGCAGCUAUCAGAAUAUUCAGUUGGCCCGUCGUGCCAUAUGUAAUCUGAUCCUUGGCUCACCGCCCAGCAAGGUAUAUGGCAAUUUGCGAUCGGUGGCCACACGCCUCUCUGAGCGCAUGUAACGCAUGAUUAUGCUUUGUGAUAGAUCUGGCAAACGAUCCCCACACACAAUCUGUGGCUCAGGGUAUGGAUGCUAGUUGUAGGAGUGUUUUUUUUAAUCAUAUAAAUCUAGUGUUAAUAAACUUAAAACAAUAAUAAUAAUACACCUAUUUACAAUU